Molecule: messenger RNA, 1631 nt
Organism: Aspergillus ibericus CBS 121593
Lineage: Eukaryota; Fungi; Ascomycota; Eurotiomycetes; Eurotiales; Aspergillaceae
Product: TBC domain-containing protein
Exons: 3
Coding region: 287-1537 (416 amino acids)
Biological process (GO): endoplasmic reticulum to Golgi vesicle-mediated transport; positive regulation of GTPase activity
Cellular component (GO): endoplasmic reticulum membrane
Molecular function (GO): GTPase activator activity
Source: RefSeq, a predicted model, not a curated record
CCAUAGAUCCUGCGCGGCCUGGAUUGCGACCCUGUCGAGGACGCUGGAUGGGCUGGCACCGGACCGAACCCCAUUACUGAAUGUGGGAUUUUCCCAGGACUGACUUGGCAUAAGGCCUGUUCAUCGGUUGCAUCAAGUAUAGACCACCCAUCGUGUUCGCUUCUGCAUCGGGAAACAUAGUAAUAAGAUAGCGUCAAAUUUGCAUCUUCCCUGGACAGUAUCUUCGAAAAUACAGGGCAGCCAUACUGCCAGUCCAACUGGAAUCCACAGUCUAUCUUCGACUAUAAUGGAGAGUCAAGCCGAAAACAACGAAUCAGACCACCUCACGGAGACUGGUGCUGAAACGGAAGAGAAAAUUGCCCUUGAAGACGAGCCCCAGAACGACGAGGUUGCUAGACACGUAGCCGAGAAGGAAAAUGCCAUUCGUCAAGCAUGUGACUUGCGGGAUUAUGACGCCUUAAUCUCCUAUGCCACCUCCGAAGGUGGCUUCCUGAACGAUGAUGUCCGACGAUUAGCUUGGCCCAUUCUUCUCCAAUGUGAUCGUCGUGGCCAAGACCUGGAUUUCACAGGGUGGGAUGAACUGCCACCACAUGUAGACGAAGAGCAGGUUCAGCUUGACGUGAACAGAUCAUUCGUCUACUAUCCUGAAUGUUCUGAUGAGGAGCUGUCUACCAAAAAGGGCGAGCUGUCCAAGCUGAUUAAGCAAGUUCUACGGUGCUUCCCAAUGCUCUGCUACUUUCAAGGAUACCAUGAUAUCGUUCAGGUUCUGUUACUAGUACUUGGUGGCCAAGAUGCUGCCGCUGCGGUUGCGCAGAUUUCCCUCCUCAGGAUUAGAGAUUAUAUGCUGCCGUCGCUUUCACCGGCGCUUAAACAUCUACAGCUAAUUCCUGCCAUUAUCGAGAAGGCCGAUCCUGCGCUACGACGUCAUCUUGCAGAAAUCAAACCAUUCUUCGCACUCGCUGCCACUCUUACCCUAUACUCGCAUGAUAUACAGGAAUAUAGCGACAUUGCGCGGCUGUUCGACUUCUUGUUGGCGCAAGAGCCGGUGGUCUCGAUCUAUCUCUUUGCAGCCAUUAUACUGUCUCGCAAGAAAGAACUACUAGAAAUCUCGGUGGAUGAACCGGAAAUGUUGCAUUUCACUUUGUCCAAGCUGCCGAACCCCCUAGAUCUUGACGGUCUGAUAUCGCGCUCGAUGCAGCUUUUCGACGACUAUCCGCCUGAGUCCUUGGCGUUUGGGGCCUGGAAGCAGAUUCCCGAUUGCAGUGUGCUCAAGUCUUCACGGGACCUCGUUAAGAUCCAAACCACGAAGGACACGGUCGGGCUUUUCGAGAAACAAGUACGACAGCUACGCUACGAGGAGCGGAAGGAGAAGACCAUUGCUUUCUUAUGGAGUCACAGAAGGGCGAUUGGCUCUGUGGCCGUUACCAUAUUGGUUGGUGCCAUGUCGGUCUGGAUAAAAAAGAAGGGAUUUGACAACACGAUAUGGUCGUACGUCAGUAAAUUCCAUGGGGCUUUGCAAGCUCGCGGCUAUCUUUAAUCUCCUAGUGUCCUCGCAAAAGAAAACAGCACGGUCUGAGGGAACAUCAGGGAAUGUAUGAAAAAUAUAGACUUGAAUAAUUUUGAGAAUGAAA